CAAAGAAGCUUAAACAGAGUUAAGAUGGCGGCAUGUGGAUGAAGAGGGUGUAUAUUUCAGCUCUUAGGUUGCUUUCAGCGAAGAAAUCACACAUUCUCAAACCUAACCCUUAAAGUAAAGAGAAAAGCCCAACACACAAUAAUCUACCCGGGACCGAGCCCAUGACGUCCAUUCACUUCGUGGUUCACCCGUUACCCGGGACCGAAGACCAGCUAAAUGACAGGCUCCGUGAAGUGUCAGAAAAGCUUAACAAAUACAACUGUAACAGUCAUCCACACCUUAUUCCAUUGGAGCAGGCCAAACUAAAGCAGUGUGUGGUUGGACCAAAUCAUGCCGGAUUUCUCCUUGAGGAUGGACGUAUCUGCAGGAUCAACUUUGCCGUCCAGCCCGACCGACUGGAGCUCAGCAAGCCCGAUGGAAAUGAUGGUUCAAAGUUGAGCAGUGUCUCAGGGGCAGGAAGGAGCUCCAGGCCAGGCAGGACUAGUGAUCCGCCCUGGUUCCUGUCUGGUUCUGACACACUGGGCAGACUGGCAGGCAACACCCUUGGGAGCCGCUGGAGUUCAGGAGUUAAUGGAGGCAGCAGUGGAGGCGGAGCCAGCAGUGGUGGAGGCGCAGGAGGAGGCAGCGGGAGCGGAGGAGGCGCUGGAGGAGCCGCUGGAGGAGGAGGAUCUUCAGGUCGAUCCUCCACAGCAGCCCGUGAUUCACGCAGACAGACCCGUGUGAUCCGCACUGGCAGAGAUCGAGGCUCCGGCCUUCUGGGCAGUCAGCCACAGCCCGUAAUUCCAGCCUCCGUCAUCCCAGAGGAGCUCAUCUCUCAGGCUCAGGUGGUUCUUCAGGGAAAGUCCAGGAGUGUCAUCAUUCGAGAGCUGCAGCGAACAAACCUUGACGUUAACUUGGCUGUGAACAACUUGCUGAGUAGAGACGACGAGGACGGUGAUGAUGGAGAUGACACGGCCAGCGAGUCCUACUUACCUGGAGAAGACUUGAUGUCACUGCUAGACGCAGACAUUCACUCCGCACACCCCAGUGUGAUCAUUGACGCGGACGCCAUGUUUUCUGAGGACAUCAGCUACUUCGGCUACCCCUCUUUCCGACGCUCUUCCUUGUCUCGUCUCGGCUCUUCACGAGUUCUCCUUCUCCCCCUAGAGCGAGACUCUGAGCUGCUCCGCGAGCGGGAGUCGGUCCUGAGGCUGCGUGAGAGGAGGUGGCUGGAUGGAGCCUCCUUCGAUGCGGAGCGUGGCUCCACCAGCCGUGAAGGAGAGCCCAGCCUUGACAAGAAGAGCGUGCCGCUGCAGAGCCCCGUCACUCUGGGCGAAGAGCUCCAGUGGUGGCCUGAUAAGGACUAUGUAACCAAGUUUGUCAGCAUUGGGGCUUUGUACUCUGAGAUGGUUGCUGUCAGUACCAAAGGUGAACUGUACCAGUGGAAGUGGAAUGAGCCUGAACCUUACAGAAACGCACAAAAUCCUUCUAUACAUCACCCUCGUGUCCCUUUCCUUGGCUUGACCAAUGAAAAGAUCACCCACCUGUCUGCCAACAGUAUCCGAGCCACUGUGGCCACCGAAAGCAACAAGGUGGCGACAUGGGUGGAUGAAACUCUUAGCACUGUUGCUGCUAAACUAGAACAUGGUGCACAGAUGUUCCCGGAGCUGCAGGGAGAGCGUAUCAUCUCUCUGCACUGUUGUGCUCUGUACACCUGCGCCCAGCUGGAGAGCAGUCUUUACUGGUGGGGUGUUGUGCCUUUUAGUCAGCGGAAAAAGAUGCUUGAAAAGGCCAGAGCCAAGAAUAAAAAGCCAAAGUCCAGUGCAGGCAUCUCUUCUAUACCCAACAUCACAGUAGGAACUCAGGUGUGCCUGAGGAAUAACCCUCUAUAUCACGCUGGUGCCGUGGCCUUCUCGGUAAAUGCCGGGAUCCCUAAAGUGGGCGUCCUGUUGGAGUCAGUGUGGAACAUGAACGACAGCUGCCGCUUCCAGCUCCGCUCGCCCGAGAGCCUGAAGAACAUGGAGAAGAACACCAAGACCCAGGAGAUCAAAACUGAGAGCAAACCAGAGCUGGUGAAGACUGAAAUGGGCCCUCCACCCUCACCAGCAUCCACAUGCAGUGACACUUCCUCCAUCGCCAGCAGUGCUUCUCUGCCCUACAAGCGAAGGCGCUCGACGCCGGCUCCAAAAGAGGAGGAGAAAGUCAAUGAGGAGCAGUGGCCUCUGCGAGAGGUUGUUUUCGUGGAGGACGUUAAAAACGUCCCUGUGGGAAAGGUGCUAAAAGUCGAUGGUGCAUAUGUUGCUGUGAAAUUUCCAGGGACGUCGAGCAGCGUGAGCAGCCAGAGCGCAGCUCCCACUGACUCUGACCCGUCCUCACUGCUGCAAGACUGUCGACUGCUCCGAAUAGAUGAGCUACAGGUUGUUAAAACUGGUGGAACACCAAAAGUUCCAGACUGUUUUCAGCGCACUCCUAAAAAACUUUGUGUCCCAGAAAAAGCUGAAAUUUUAGCUGUGAAUGUUGACUCCAAAGGAGUUCAUGCUGUGUUGAAAACAGGCAGCUGGGUACGCUACUGUGUUUUUGACUUGGCCACCGGCAAAGCUGAGCAGGAGAACCACUUCCCCACCAGUAAUCUGGCUUUUCUGGGUCAGAGUGAGCGUAACGUGGCCAUCUUCACUGCUGGCCAGGAGAGCCCUAUCAUUUUGAGGGACGGUAAUGGCACUAUUUAUCCCAUGGCUAAAGACUGUAUGGGUGGAAUACGUGACCCUGAUUGGCUCGACCUCCCGCCGAUUGCUAGCCUAGGCAUGGGAGUCCAUUCGCUCGCCAACCUUCCCAGUAACUCCACAAUCAAAAAGAAAGCAGCCAUCAUCAUCAUGGCUGUGGAGAAGCAGACGCUGAUGCAGCACGUGCUGCGCUGUGAUUACGAGGCGUGCAGACAGUACCUGAUCAAUCUGGAGCAGGCCGUGCUGCUGGAGCAGAACCCUCUCGCUCUGGACGCUCUCCUGGGACACCGCUGCGACGGCAACCGCAACAUCCUCCACGCCUGCGUCUCCGUCUGCUUCCCCGUCAGCAACAAGGAGACCAAGGAGGAGGAAGAAGCAGAGCGGUCUGAAAGGAACACGUUCGCUGAGAGGCUGUCUGCUGUGGAGGCCAUCGCUAAUGCCAUUUCAGUGGUGUCCAGCAACAGCUCUGGGAACCGCACAGGAUCGUCCAGCAGCCGCGGCUUGCGUUUGAGGGAGAUGAUGAGACGCUCCCUCCGCGCUGCAGGUUUGGGCCGUCACGAAUCUGGCCCUUCCUCCAGCGACCACCAAGACCCUGUUUCACCCCCUAUUGCACCUCCCAGCUGGGUACCAGACCCUCCACCAAUGGAUCCUGACGGUGACAUUGAUUUCAUCCUGGCCCCUGCAGUGGGCUCCCUUACCACCGCCUCCACAGGCACUAACCAAGGACCCAGCACUUCCACCAUCCCAGGACCUUCUUCUGAACCAUCAGUAGUGGAAACUAAAGACCGGAAGGCUAACGCACAUCUGAUUCUGAAGCUCAUGUGUGACAGCGUCGUCCUGAGACCUCACUUAAGAGAGCUGCUCUCUGCCAAGGAUGCUCGUGGGAUGACUCCAUUCAUGUUGGCUGUGAGCGGGAGAACUUACCCAGCAGCCAUUACUGUUCUAGAAGCAGCACAGAAAAUAGCCAAAGGUGAACCAAGUCUCGGAGAGAAGGAGGAUGCAGCGUCUGUGUUCAUGGAGAUGAUCUGUCCUUCAGGAACAAACCCAGAUGACUCUCCCCUCUACGUCCUGUGCUGUAACGACACCUGCAGCUUCACCUGGACGGGAGCUGAGCACAUCAACCAGGACAUCUUUGAGUGCAGAACUUGUGGCCUGCUGGAGUCUCUGUGCUGCUGCACUGAAUGCGCCAGAGUUUGUCACAAGGGUCACGACUGCAAACUGAAGCGAACGUCUCCCACUGCAUACUGUGAUUGCUGGGAGAAGUGUAAAUGCAAGACCCUCAUCGCGGGCCAGAAAGCAGCUCGUUUAGAUCUGCUCUACAGGCUGCUGACCACCACUAAUCUAGUGACCACUCCUAACAGCAGGGGAGAGCACAUCUUGCUGUUCCUGGUGCAGACUGUUGCAAGGCAGAGCGUGGAGCAUUGCCAGUAUCGACCACCUCGCAUUCGAGAGGACAGGAACCGGAAGGCUGCCAGCGCUGAAGACUCUGAUAUGCCGGAUCAUGACCUGGAGCCUCCUCGCUUCGCCCAGCUGGCUCUAGAGCGUGUGUUGCAGGACUGGAACGCGCUGAAGUCCAUGAUAAUGUUUGGCUCUCAAGAAAACAAAGACCCACUGAGCGCCAGCAGCAGAAUCGCUCACCUUUUGCCAGAGGAGCAGAUGUACCUGAACCAGCAGAGCGGCACCAUCAGGCUGGACUGUUUCACACACUGCCUCAUCGUCAAAUGUGCACCAGACAUCACUUUUAUUGAUACUCUUUUGGGGACCUUGGUGAAGGAGCUGCAGAAUAAAUACACUCCAGGCCGCAGGGAGGAGGCCAUCAUCGUCACACGCAGGUUCCUGCGCUCUGUGGCCCGAGUGUUUGUCAUUCUCAGUGUGGAGAUGGCAUCUUCCAAGAAGAAAAAUAACUUCAUCCCGCAGCCCAUAGGGAAGUGCAGGCGUGUUUUCCAGGCUCUGUUGCCGUACGCAGUGGAGGAGCUCUGUAAUGUGGCCGAGUCUCUGAUCGUGCCGGUUCGGAUGGGCAUCGCUCGCCCCACCGCGCCCUUCACUCUGGCCAGCACCAGCAUCGACGCCGUACAGGGCAGCGAGGAGCUCUUCUCCGUGGAGCCGCUGCCGCCACGACCCUCUCCGGAUCAGUCCAGCAGCUCCAGUCAGUCAGCCUCUUCUUACAUCAUCAGGAACCCUCAGCCCCGCCGCAGCAGUCAGUCCCAAACGACCCGAGGCCGCGACGAGGAGCAGGACGAUAUCGUUUCUGCUGACGUAGAAGAGGUGGAGGUGGUGGAGGGUGUUGCAGGUGAGGAGGAUCAUCAUGAUGACCAGGAGGAGCAGGGCGAGGAGAACGCAGAGGUCGAAGGGCAGCAUGAUGAGCACGAUGAAGACGGGAGUGACAUGGAGCUGGAUCUGUUGGCUGCUGCGGAGACUGAGAGUGACAGCGAGAGUAAUCACAGCAAUCAGGACAAUGCCAGCGGCCGCAGGAGCGUAGUGACCGCAGCCACCGCCGGAUCUGAAGCAGGUGCCAGCAGCGUUCCUGCUUUCUUCUCCGAGGACGACUCCCAGUCGAAUGACUCCAGUGACUCGGACAGCAGCAGCAGUCAGAGUGAUGAUGUGGAUCAGGAGACUUUCCUGUUGGACGAGCCUCUAGAGAGAACCACGGGCUCAGCGCAUGCUAACAGUGCGGCCCAGGCGCCGCGGUCCAUGCAGUGGGCCGUACGCACGACACCCAGCCAGCGUUCCUCCGGCGGCGCCCCGUCCAGCUCCUCCACACCUGCUGCGAGCUCCACAGGCCUGAUCUACAUCGAUCCUUCAAACCUGCGCCGCAGCAGUGCCAUCAGCACCAGCGCAGCCGCCGCAGCAGCAGCUCUGGAGGCUAGUAACUCCAGCAGCUACCUGACCUCCGCCAGCAGCCUGGCUCGAGCCUACAGCAUCGUCAUCCGCCAGAUCUCUGACCUCAUGAGCCUCAUCCCCAAAUACAACCACCUGGUCUACACGCAGUACCCCGCUGCCGUCAAACUCACCUAUCAGGACGCCGUCAGUCUGCAGAACUUCGUGGAGGAUAAGUUGAUCCCCACCUGGAACUGGAUGGUGUCCAUCAUGGAUUCGACUGAAGCGCAGCUGCGUUACGGCUCUGCUCUGUCCUCAGCCGGGGAUCCUGGACACCCGAGUCACCCGCUGCACGCUUCACAGCACACGGGACGCAGGGAGCGCAUGACGCCGCGAGAGGAGGCCAGUCUCCGCACCCUUGAAGGACGAAGACGCGCAGCAACUCUUCUGACGGCUCGUCAGGGGAUGAUGUCGGCUCGAGGAGACUUCCUGAACUACGCUCUGUCUCUGAUGCGUUCCCAUAAUGACGAGCAUUCAGACGUUCUUCCUGUGCUGGAUGUGUGUUCGCUCAAACACGUGGCGUAUGUGUUCCAGGCCCUCAUCUACUGGAUUAAAGCCAUGAAUCUGCAGACGACCCUCGACACCACUCAGAUUGACAGGAAGAGAAAUCGUGAGCUGCUGGAGCUGGGUCUGGACAAUGAGGACUCUGAGCACGAGAACGACGAGGACACCAAUCAGAGCUCCUCCCUGCAGGACAAGGACGAGGACUCGCUCCCUGCUGAGACCGGACAGCACCAUCCGUUUUUCCGCCGCUCGGACUCCAUGACCUUCCUGGGAUGCAUCCCUCCCAAUCCUUUCGAAGUGCCCCUCGCCGAGGCCAUUCCUCUGGCUGACCAGCCGCAUCUCCUGCAGCCCAAUGCCAGAAAAGAGGACUUGUUUGGACGGCCAAGUCAGGGUCUGUAUUCGUCUUCGUACAUGGCCAGUAAAGGCCUGACGGAUCUGAGUGUGGACAUGAAUUGCUUGCAGAUUCUACCCACAAAGAUGUCGUAUUCGGCGAACAUGAAGAACGUGAUGAGUAUGGAGUCUCGUCAGAGGGUCGGCGAGGGGCAGACGGCUGCAGAGCAGGUCAUGGACGUGUCUAAACCCGGCCCUUCGCCUCAUGAUCUGGCGGCUCAGUUAAAGAGCAGUCUGCUCGCUGAGAUCGGUUUGACCGAGAGCGACGGCCCGCCGCUUCCCACGUUCAUUCCUCACUGCAGCUUCAUGGGGAUGGUGAUCUCCCACGACAUGCUGCUCGGCCGCUGGCGGCUUUCCCUGGAGCUGUUCGGACGCGUCUUCAUGGAGGACGUCGGAGCAGAACCAGGAUCUAUCCUGACUGAACUGGGUGGGUUCGAGGUGAAGGAGUCCAAGUUUCGGCGUGAGAUGGAGAAGCUGAGGAACCUGCAGUCUCGUGAUCUGGCUCUGGAGGUGGACCGCGACCGAGAGCAGCUCAUCCAGCAGACCAUGCGGCAGAUCAACGCUCACUUCGGCCGCCGCUGCACCACCACACCGAUGGCAGUGCACCGCGUCAAAGUGACCUUCAAGGAUGAACCUGGAGAGGGCAGUGGAGUGGCACGCAGCUUUUACACGGCCAUCGCUCAGGCCUUCCUCUCCAACGACAAGCUGCCCAACCUGGACUGCGUACAGAGCGUUAGCAAGGGAAUGCAGGCUAGCAAUCUCAUGCAGCGUCUGAGGAACAGAGACCGUGAGCGUGAGAGGAGGAGCGGAGGACUGAGAGCUGCAUCCAGACGAGACCGUGACAGGGACUCGAGGAGACAGCUGUCGAUCGACACACGGCCGUUCAGACCUGCAUCAGAAGGAAACCCGAUUGAUGAAUCGGAGCCGCUGCCAGCUCACAGACAAGCUCUAGGAGAGAGACUUUACCCUCGAGUGCACGCCAUGCAGCCGGCUUUUGCCAGUAAGAUCACGGGGAUGCUGCUGGAGCUCUCUCCCGCUCAGCUGCUGCUGCUCCUGGCCAGCGAGGACUCGCUCAGAGCCCGUGUGGAAGAAGCCAUGGAGCUCCUCAUCACUCACGGAAGGGAGAACGGCGCUGACAGUAUCCUGGACCUCGGCCUCCUCGACACUCCUGAAAAAGCACAGCAGCAGGAGAACCGAAAGAGGCACGGUUCGACCCGCAGUGUGGUUGACAUGGAGCUGGACGACCCAGAGGAUGGAGACGAUAACGCUCCUCUGUUCUACCAGCCCGGCAAGAGGGGCUUUUACUCGCCCCGUCCAGGCAAGAACACUGAGGCCAGGCUCAACUGCUUCCGAAACAUCGGCAGGAUACUUGGCUUGUGUCUGUUACAGAACGAACUUUGCCCCAUCACCCUCAACAGACACGUCAUCAAAGUGUUACUCGGCAGGAAGGUCAACUGGCACGACUUUGCGUUCUUCGAUCCAGUGAUGUACGAGAGUUUGCGGCAGCUGAUUCGUCACUCUCAGACCGAGGAGGCGGAGGCUGUGUUUGCAGCGAUGGACCUGGCCUUCGCCAUCGACCUCUGCAAGGAGGAAGGAUCCGGACAGGUGGAGCUCCUGUCCGGCGGGGUCAACAUGCCUGUGACGCCUCUGAACGUGUACGAGUACGUGAGGAGAUACGCAGAACACCGCAUGCUGGUGGUGGCAGAACAGCCUCUGCAUGCCAUGAGGAAGGGUCUUCUGGAUGUGCUUCCUAAGAACGCUCUGGAGGACCUGACGGCGGAGGACUUCAGACUGCUGGUCAACGGCUGUGGAGAAGUCAACGUCCAGAUGCUCAUCAGUUUCACCUCUUUCAAUGACGAGUCAGGUGAGAAUGCAGAGAAGCUGCUUCAGUUCAAGCGCUGGUUCUGGUCCAUCGUUGAGAAGAUGAGCAUGACGGAGCGCCAAGACCUGGUGUACUUCUGGACGUCCAGCCCGUCUCUGCCGGCCAGUGAAGAAGGCUUCCAGCCCAUGCCCUCCAUCACCAUCCGGCCGCCGGACGACCAGCACCUGCCCACCGCCAACACCUGCAUCUCUCGCCUCUACGUGCCACUCUACUCUUCCAAACAGAUUCUCAAACAGAAACUUUUACUAGCCAUCAAGACCAAGAACUUCGGUUUUGUGUAGAUGAACCCUGUUUAAUCGUUGUGUAAUAUUACUAGUACCAUUUUUGUAGAUUUAUUUUUUGUCUAUACAGUUUUAUGAAAUGUACAAAGUGCUGUCGCAUCCCUGGCAGUCUUUUCUUUUUGUUUUUGGUCUGCGUUGCAAACGCUGGACGGCUUGUCCUUAUUUUCUUUUUUAUUUCUGUUAUCCGAGUAUAAUGCUACAUUCCUGCAUUGGCUUUUGCGAAGUUGAAGCCUGCAGCUCUAUUGGCUUGAACCGUAACUUCCCGUGACUUUGGCCUGACGUUAAACUGUCCGCCAAACCCAGCCAAAGAUGACAGCAGGAGUAUUUAAAGAAAAAAAGCUUACACUGUGAUUGAUUUCUUCCCCAACCCUGACCCUAAACAUAAAUAUUACUAUCACUGAGAGUUCACUGCUGCCUUCGUGGAAAGUCAUUUUUUCUUGUAUAGAGGGAGUAGGGAAUUUCAGAAAUAAACUUGGAUGCAAACUA
Carassius gibelio (silver crucian carp) is the source of this 9119-nucleotide messenger RNA. It is a transcript of the gene ubr5, whose product is annotated as ubiquitin protein ligase E3 component n-recognin 5. Gene Ontology annotation, biological process: regulation of double-strand break repair; protein polyubiquitination; DNA damage response. The coding region runs from base 162 to 8633 and encodes 2823 amino acids. The record is from RefSeq and is a predicted model, not a curated record. The transcript has 58 exons. Gene Ontology annotation, molecular function: zinc ion binding; RNA binding; ubiquitin-protein transferase activity. Lineage: Eukaryota; Metazoa; Chordata; Actinopteri; Cypriniformes; Cyprinidae. Gene Ontology annotation, cellular component: nucleus.